Ornithorhynchus anatinus (platypus) is the source of this 6790-nucleotide messenger RNA. It is a transcript of the gene ARHGAP23, whose product is annotated as Rho GTPase activating protein 23. Gene Ontology annotation, molecular function: protein binding. Gene Ontology annotation, biological process: signal transduction. Lineage: Eukaryota; Metazoa; Chordata; Mammalia; Monotremata; Ornithorhynchidae. The record is from RefSeq and is a predicted model, not a curated record.
AUGUGGCCGGAGGCGGUAUCGAGGAGCCCGGGCUGGUGCUGGGAGCGGUCCGUGGGCGUGGACUGCAGCGGCCUGGAGCCCCGCUGCCUCUGGCUGCUCAGCCUCCGACCGGACCCUGGGCGCCCCUGGCCCCAGACGGCAGGAGACGCGGCCCGGAGGGGCGGUCGGACCCGUGCGGCGGCCCCGCCCCCCGGCCCGGCCCCGGCCCCCGCCCGCGCGGAUGGAGCGCCCCCUGGAGGCGUGUUGGCGCCCUGCGAGCCGGCGGGUCCGGGGCGGACGGUCCUGCUGCGGAAGAGCGGCCGCCACCACGGCUUCGGCUUCACCCUGCGGCACUUCAUCGUCUACCCGCCCCCGCCGGACGGACUCCACCUCCACCACCCGGACGCCCACGCCGGGAGCCCGAUGGCGUGGGCCGGGGACCCGCCCCGCUCCCGGAUGGGGCCCGCUGCUGCCACCAGCACCAGCUGCUCACGCCCAUCUCCCUCUCCUCUGCAGGCGGAAGAAGAUGGCGGCCGCAGAGGGCCCCCUCACAGCUGCCUGGAGCCCGUGGACACCAUCUUCGUAAAGAGCGUGAAAGCGAAUGGCCCAGCCCAGCAGGCCGGCCUGCGCACGGGGGAUCGACUGGUGAAAGUGAAUGGGGAAACCAUCACUGGCAAAACCUACACCCAGGUCAUCACCCUGAUCCAGAACAGCAAGGACACCCUCGCACUGUCCAUCGAAGCCAAGAAUGAGGACCCCCUCCAGAUGGCCCGCUCGCGGGACGCCUCCCCGACGGGGAAUGAGCCUCUCUGGGCCGGAGCCCGCGGCCCGCCCGAGCCGCCCCCGUUCGGCUCCACCCGCCGGCCCUACCCCCCGCAGGCCUGGGCCUGGGACACCAUGGUAGCGGGCUCCCGGCUGGCCCCCCGCGUCGAUCCCCAGGACUUCCGGCCGCCCCUCCCGUGCUCCCGGCUCGCGCCCCAGCCCGGCCGCCUCGGUCGCCCGGCCCCGCCGCCCCGCAGCCCGCCCAUGGCCCGCCCGGCUCCCCACCCCGGCGCCUUCUCCCACGGCCCGGCCCCGACCGGCGCCCCCCAGGUCCCCCGUGGCUGCCCGGCCCCCGGCGCCCCGCCGCCCCCCGGCCCGGGCCGGGUCCCGCGGGAGGCCCCGCUGGCCCUGAGCGAACAGGAGCGCCGCCGGCGGGCGCUGACCCAGUGGCUGUGCACCCAGCUCCCGCGGCGUAGCUCUUCCGAGGACCGGUCGGCCGCCCGGCCACCCCCCCGCCGCCGCAGCGCCUCCCAGGACCGGCUGGGCACCCCCCCGGGCCCGGCCCCCUGGGGCUGGCCCCACUCGGUCUCCCAGGACGCCCUGUGCCACCCGGGCCCCGGCGGCUGUCGGGCGCGCUCGGACGAGGCCUUGGCGCCGGGCGGGCCGCCCGCCGCCCCGGGCCCGCCGCAGCCCGGUCCACCCGCCCUGCCCGGCCUCGACGCCGCCGGCUACGUGGGCUACCGCAGCUACAGCCCCUCGUUCCAGCGCCGGACGGGCCUCCUCCACGCCUCGUCCUUCCGCGACCCGGCCUCCGGGGGCUUCCCCACCUUCAGCCUCACCCAGCGGCCCGCCCCCGCCCCUGCCCCCCAGCUGGACCGGCCGCCUCCGCCGGCCUCACGCCCCGCUCUCCCGGGCCCCGCCGGCCCCCCGGAUGACGCGGUGCUGCGGCAGAAGCCGCCGACCGGCCGCAAGGCGCAGCUCGGCUCCGGGCACCCGCCGGACUGCGCCCUCCCCGGAGAAGGCCGCGAGGAGACCCGAGGCGACGGGCCCGGAGAGCGCCCGGGACGGAGGGUGGCCCCGCUGGCGGCCCCCGAGGACUCCCUGGCGUCCAUCCCGUUCAUCGAUGAACCCACCAGCCCCAGCAUCGACCUGAAGGCCAAGCCAGUGCCCGCCUCGUCGGUGGUGUCCAGCUGCAUGAACUCAGCGCCCGUCCUCACCACCAGCCCCUCCUCGCCGGCCUUCUCCUUCGCCAUCAGCCGCCACUACUCCCAAGACUGCAGCAGCAUCAAAGCCGCGGGCCGCCGCUCCUCCUACCUACUGGCCAUCACCGCCGAGCGGUCCAAGUCGUGUGACGACGGGCUCAACACCUUCCGAGACGACAGCAGCGUCCUCCGGCACCUGCCCAGCCGUGUUCCCAGCCUUCGCCUGCUGAAGAGUUUCUUCACCGACGGGUCGCUGGACAGCCUGGGCACGUCGGAAGAGCCCCAGCCCAAGAGGCACUCGGCCUCUGACCUCUCGGACGGGGCGGCCGGGGAGGUGCAUCAAGAGGGUUGGUUGCACUUCAAGCAGAUCCUCACCAAGAAAGGCAAGAAGGUGGGCGGCGGCGGCGGCGGCGGGCUGCGGCAGUGGAGGCGGGUCUUCGCCGUGCUCCGCGCACACUCGCUCUACCUGUGCAAGGAGCGGCGGGAGGCCGGCGGGCCCACGGUGCCGCCUGAAGGUGAGGAGGACCCGGCGCCCGUCAGCAUCCGAGCCUCCCUGGUGGACAUCUCCUACGGCCAGACCAAGAGGCGACACGUCUUCCGCCUGACCACCGCUGACUUCUGUGAAUAUCUCUUUCAGGCCGAGGACCGCGACGGCCUGCUAGGCUGGGUCAGAGCCAUCAGGGAGAACAGCAGGGCCGAGGGCGAGGACCCUGGCUUUGCCAGUCAAGCUCUGAUCAACAAAAAGUUAAACAGUUAUCGCAAAGUGAGCCCCUCUAUUGUCAAAGGAGAUUGGUCUCCCAAGGGCCCCCGGCUUCUGGGCUGCAAGGCGGAGCUCCCGCGACCAGCCGCCAGCGGUCGCGCACCCCGGCAGGACGCGGCUGGGGCCAGAGAUGACCCUCCGCGGGGUCCCUGGGGCAUCAACAUCAUGAAGAAGAGUCGGAAGGUGGCCCCACGGGCAUUUGGGGUGCGUCUGGAGGAGUGCCAGCCUGCCGCCGAAAAUAAGCACGUGCCCUUGAUCGUCGAGGCCUGCUGCCGGGUGGUGGAGGACAAGGGGCUGGAGAACCUGGGCAUAUACCGGGUACCAGGAAACAACGCCGUCGUGGCCAGCCUGCAGGAACAGCUCAACAAGGGCGCCGCCGAGAUCAACCCUCAGGAUGAGCGCUGGCAGGACCUGAACGUCAUCAGCAGCCUCCUCAAGUCCUUCUUCCGCAAGCUGCCGGAGCCCCUUUUCACCGACGACAAGUACAGUGACUUCAUCGAAGCAAACCGCCUGGGGGAUGCCCGAGAGAGGAUGAAGACGCUACGGAAGCUGAUCCGGGAUCUGCCUGGCCACUACUAUGAGACCCUCAAGUUCCUGGUGGGACACCUGAGAACCAUCGCUGACCACUCGGAAAAGAACAAGAUGGAGCCCCGGAACCUGGCCCUGGUGUUUGGGCCCACGCUGGUCCGGACGUCGGAGGACAAUAUGACGGACAUGGUGACGCACAUGCCUGACCGCUACAAGAUCGUGGAGACUCUCAUCCAGCACUCAAACUGGUUCUUCAGCGACGAGGAGGAUAAGGGAGAAAAGACUCCGGUGGACGACAAGGAGGCCCAGGCCGUCCCCAACAUUGAAUACCUUCUGCCCAACCUCAGCAAGGCUGGGCCUCCCUGCCAGAUGGGAGCAGAUCCUGCGCCCGGGGGCCUGGCCAAGUACAAGCGGGUCCGGGCCUCCGGGAAGGAGCCGUACAGGCGGGAGCUGCUGGCCAUCUCCUUCAUCUCGGCGGUCAACCGCAAGCGGAAGAAGCGGCGGGAGGCCCGGCACUUGGGCAGCAGCACCGACGAAGACUCGGACCCGGAGGCGGCGGCGGCGCCGCCGCUCCCGGGGGCCGCGGGCCCAGCCGCCCCAGCGGAAGGGCCCGGGCCGGCGGCGGGGCCCUCGGGCCUCCCGGGGCCCCCCGGCGAACCCCCCGCCGCCCCCCCGGCGCCGGACUGCCGCUCGCUGGGCUCCGGCGGCUCCACCCUGUCCACGCUCGCCCGCAGCGUCUGCUCCGAGCCGCCGUCCGGGGGCGAGGGCCGGGCCGGGGACGAGGCCGACGACGAGCGGAGCGAACUGAGCCAGCUGGAGACCGACACCGAGGGUGGCGCCGCCGCGCCGGCCGGCCGCCCGGACCCCCCGCCCCCGCCGCCGUCGCCCCCGCCGCCGCGCCGGCCCUCCUUCAGCUCGCACCGGCUCAUGCAGUGCGACACGCUGGCCCGCCGGAGGCUGUCGCGGAGCCGGCCGGACGGGGGAUCCCCGCGCGGCAGCCUCGACGGCGACGGGCCCGGGCCCGGUCCGGGCUCCGGCUCCUCCAGCAGCCAGGACUCGCUGGCCGGGCCGGGCGGGGAGCGCCACGCCGGCGCGCUCGGGGCCCUGACCCAGCAGCUCCGACUGCGGCUCCGCGGCUCGGCCGACGACCUGUUGGGAGUGCGCCUGCGUCGGCCCUGCUCGCCCGAGACCCGGCGGAAGAAGAGCAGCUGGCGGCGCCACACGGUGGUGCUGCAGUGCUCCCUCACGGACCUCAACUGCAACGAGUGGAAGGAGCUCUCGGCGGGACCCACCCCGGCCCCCGGGCGGGGGGACCGGGACCCCCCUCCGCCGGCCUUCAAGGCGCCCGAGGGGCCCGAGAGCGAGAGCAAGGAUUCGGGCAUCAGCAGCUUGGAGUCCACCAAGGCCCGGCCUUCCUCGGCCUCGCUGGCCCCGGCCCGGGGCACGUAGCCCCGACCCCGGCCCCGAGCCGCCCGCCUCUGCCCACCUGUCCGUCCGUCCGCCUCCGCCCCCCUCGCCGCCCGCCGCCGAGUCCGUCUCUCCGCUCGGCCCCUCUCUGUCCAUCUCCGCCCGGCCCCUCGCCGCCCGCCUCUGCCCACCUAUCCGUCCGUCCGCCUCCGCCCCCCUCGCCGCCCGCCGCCGAGUCCGUCUCUCCGCUCGGCCCCUCUCUCUCCAUCUCCGCCCGGCCCCUCGCCGCCCGCCUCUCUUCGCUUCCCCGCCCGCUUCCGUCCAUCUCUCUCCUUGGCCCUCCUCCUCCCCGGCCCUCAGCGGCCCACCUCUGUUCCUUUCUCCACCUGCCCCUUGGCUGUCCGCUUCCCUUCACCUCUCCGCUCGGCCCCUUGCCGUCCACCCUUGUCCUUCUUUCUGCCCGGCCCCUCCCUGUCCGCCUCUGUCCGUAUUUCUCCCCAGCCCCUCACCGAUCGCCUCUGUCCAAUCCCCCUGCCCGGCUCCUCGCCGCCCACCCACGUCCACCUCUCCGCCUGGCCCCUCAAUGUCCGCCCCCGUCCGUCUCUCUGCCCGGCCACCGGCCCCCCGCCUCACCGCCCGGCUUGCUGCCCGUAACUAGCCGCCUCUCUGCCCAGCCACUAGUCCCCCGCCUCGCCCCCUGUAACUGACCAUCUCUUUGCUUGGGCCCUCAGUCUCUGGCUUACAGUCCGCCCCUCUGGCCCCUUGCUCUCCAGCACACUUCCAUCACUGCCCAUCUCCGCUUGUCCCCUCACUUUCCACCUUGCUAUCAGUCUUUGUCCAUCUCUCUGCCUGGCCCUUCGCCCCCACCUCGCCGUGUGGCCCAGUGGGCUGGGGAGAGAUGGAGGGAGCGGCCGGGGUGGCAUUUCCCCGGUUCUUGACAAAUACCUUAACCCCCCCAUCCCUCCCCCCAAAAACCCAGCAACCUGAAACCCUCUUGGGGGGAGUGCGUCCCCUCCUUGGAAUAUGGGGUGAUAACUGACUCGGCGUUAUGGCUAGUCCAAACCUUGCCGUGACUCUGCCCGGCGGAGCCUGGGGGUGGCACGGGACCCCCGGGGACCCCAGACAAGUCCUGCCUCUCCCCUCGCCGGGCUUGGACCAUCUCCCGUGGGAGGAAGGGGAGAAUGGUUCUGUCAGGACCGGCUGGGGUCGAUGCUUGCGCUGGGGGGGUCCUGGGCGCCCGGCCCGGGGGGAUCGUAGGCACACAACUUGGGGACUUGGUGGCAUCUGGAAGUCGAUGUCUGGGCACGGGCUGGGGGCACGCCAAAGGUUCAACUGGCUGCAUGUCAGAAGCUCACCCCCGGGGGCCGGGCAUGGGGCUACGGGUACCCCGCCACACUCGGCACACCCUGCACGCAGAUGAGGCUCAACACCAGAGGCCCCCCGGAGCCCGACGUUGGAGUCUCCUCUGCAGGCAGCCCAUCCGGCGCCGCAGGGAUAGACGAGGAGGUAAAAGACUGAAUCGGGAAGGCCCGCCGGGUCCUCCGGGAGGCUCGGCGACAGAGAGCAGCACCGUGUGGCGCCGAUAGAUCGAAGCGAAGACGGGGAGGGCGGUCAUCCGGACCGGCCUUCAACACUGGAGGUUCGUGGGGCGCGGCCAAGUUCCGGAAGCGUCACCUCCGGGCCGAACGGGACGUCGCGGGGCCGGACGCACGGACGUGCACACGCCCGCUCUGGAGUGCAGGCGGGCGGCCAGCACCGAGACCCACCUACGGAACCAGCGGGAACCCAAGACGGCCGUCCCACGGGGCUCCGGGCUGAGGGAACCUCUGGACGGAGGCGAGGAAGGGAGCCCCCCGGCUCCCUCACCCCCAGGGGGCCGAGUCAGCAGCAGACAGGUCAGAUGUGGAGCGACAGGCCUGGAGCAGCAGAGGCUUUGGGAAUACCCCAUCACCGGCUGGGAGAUGGGGUGAAAACCGUGCCAGGCACCGGGGUAACAAAGGCAGCGGGGCGACGGGGGGCAAUCCUUCCACGCACACGGGGCGGAAGGAGCUGUCGGUCAGGUGACCCAACGGGGCACACCGGUAGGACCGCUCCGCGGGCCCGCUCGCCCUCGCACCCACUGGAUCCGGAUGGGGAAGGGCGCGGCACGGUG